AUGAAUUAACAAAAGCCACCGUCAACAUAAACAAAAAAAGUAGAUUAAUCAGUUUCAACAAUUACAAAAAAAUCACAAGCCUCAAGAAAGGACUCUUCAUUUUAAUAAGCAGCUAUUCGAUAAGUUUUAGUUGGAGGAUAACCAGGAGUAAUAUAUAAUUUAAUUUCUAAAGGAUGGAUUAUGGUGUUAUACACAAGAUUAGCCUUCGCCAAAUCUAGUUAGUAUAAAGGAAAUUAAUACACAUAUUAAUUAAAAGUUCAAGUAAAUAGAAUCCAAUAUUGAAUCAGAAAUAGUUGAAACUCUAAGAUAAUAAUGUCAUUAAUUAGGAUUAGAGUUGGAAACUGUAAAUGUUUAGAAUUAAAAUUUAAAAAUAGACAUAGCCUAAUAAAAUAAAUAUAUUGACCAAUAAAAUAAAAAGCUUGAAACAGCAAUGAAGGAAAUAGAAAAUUUAAGGAAUGUUAAAGUAUCUCUUCAAUCUUAAUGUGAAACUAUUAAGGAUCUAUAUAAUAAAACUAAAAGGGAAUUA
Messenger RNA from Paramecium primaurelia, 526 nucleotides. The record is from the annotation of a GenBank genome assembly. NCBI's taxonomy places the organism in Eukaryota, Ciliophora, Oligohymenophorea, Peniculida, Parameciidae.